UCGCACCACGGCCGACGAAACGACGGCGACGACGACGACGACAGAACCCCUACUGCCGUUACCACUACAACCGCUGCUACCACCACAUCGGCGGUCCACAACGACGGUAACUUUGGUCGCUCCUGCCGACGCGUUACAUCACGCGUGACGUUGCACCCAGCAGCGCGCACGUUAGCGCGCGGCGACGUGUAUACGCACGCUUCUCUUUUCCCUUUCCUCACGCACGUCUCACGCUCACGCGGCGUGCGCUGAAAGACAGAGGAACAUUGGCGGAAGAGGAGCGGAUUGAAGGAGAGGGGUUUACCAGGGAGGGAGGAACGAGAGGUGGAAGGAGGAAAUCGGAAAGAGACACGGAAGGGAAACUAGAGCUAUAGGGGUGGAAGGGGUAGAAGAGUGAGCAAGAAAGAGGAAGAGGAGGAGGUACGGGAGGACGACGACGAGGGCGACAACGGCGACGACGACGAGGAGAACGGAGGAGCGCCGGCGGUGGAGGGGGUGGACAUCCACGCGGGAACACGAGGCAGGCGCACCCGGCCGGCACGCGCACACACAUCCUAAGAUGUGAUUUCAAAAAUGGCGGAUUGCCCCUAUGCCCGCUGCAUACAGGAACGCAGACACAUCCGACGGGAGCUGCUGCGAUGGACAAAGAAUAUGGUCUUCGUAGUUGGUCUGGAACGGGUAGCGGAGGAGUUGAUGGGCCGUAGGAGAUGGAAGCAAUACCAGGACACCCUGUACAGCGGCACCCGCAGCAGCGAAUCACAGCCCCACCAUCGGCUUUACCCGGCGUUGUCGUCGUCCUGCAACCCGAUACCCGGGAGUCUGGACCAGAUUGGGUCGCAGCUGCAUCACCCGGCACCCACGUCGUUGUCGUCGACGGUGCUGACGACGGCGACGACCACGACGACAACGACGACGACGACGCUUGCGACCAGCGUGGUGAAACAGGAGAGUUUGCAGAGGCAUCAUCUGCAGAACCACCAUCAUCUACCCGCGCCGGUUCAGGACCAUUUACAGCAACAACAGCAGGAGGAUUCGCGCCGUCUAAGGCCGGGCGAAGUCAAGAUCGAGGCCGUCGACGAGGAGCUUACAGACGGUGCCGCGCGGGAGGAUACCUCGACGAGGACGACGGAUACGGCGACGUCGACGACGGUGACGACGACGGCGGAAGUAGCGACAACGACGGCAACAGCGACGACCAUCGGCAUCGCAACGACCACGUCGACAACGACAACAGCGACCGGCACGACGACGAUAGCGACGAGACGGCGACGCGGACGCCGGCAAAACGACGGGGAGGACGUCGACGGGGAGGAGGACGGCGAAGAGAACGACGAGGAAACGGGACGAGGUCAGAACGAAGCGGAGAAACGGCUCAAGCUCGACGAGGACGCCGACAGGUCGGCGGUCAGCCCUCUCAGAACGGAGAACGAUCGUGCGACUCGGGAUCAUCCGACUGCCAACGCUACCGACACGGAAGGGACCAAGGAACGAACGGAGGAAAUCGCGUUGGAGCGGGCACCGGUAACGCAGGGCUUACUGAGGGUAAAGAAAGAGGAAGAGCUGCAAGAAGUACCGGGUUCUGGCGGUACCACGAUACUGACAACACCGGCGACGGAUUCGGAAGGGACCAGGUCGGGGCUGUUAUGCCGCGACGGGAACGCAGCCGCGACGAGCGUCGCGACGCCGUUUCUCCUUGGAAGACGCACGAGCCCGCCGCCGGAGGAUUGGAAGCCGCUCGACAAGUGUUACUUCUGCCUCGACGGCAAGCUACCCCACGACGACCAGCCGCCCCUUAGUCCGCAGAGCGACAGUAGCAGCAGCUCGCGAUCGGCGGAGUCACCGAUGUCGGUCCAGGUGGACCCGAUGGCGGCGUCCGUGGUCGCCGCCGCUCUCAGCGGCACUUACCCCACCUUGCUGCCCCAAUGGUGCUUACCGCCGAGGGAGGCGCCCCUUGUUGGGGUGCAGACCCAUCAGGACAGCGCCGCGGCGGCCGAUCAACCGCUCGAUCUCUCGGCGAAACCCAGAAAUUCUCAGGACAACAACAUAUCUCUAUUGGAGCAACAGAAAAUACCUCUGAGAAUGCCGACAGGCAUCGAUCCCAAGACUAUCCUGAACUCGUGUUACCGCGCGAAACCGCGAAUGACCGGACCGGUUGUGACCGCGGCGGCAGCGGCGGCGGCAGGCGUCGGUGGUGUUCCAGUGGUGGGUGCCGGGGGCGGCAGGAGGACUUACACCGAGGAGGAACUGCAGGCCGCCCUCAGGGACAUCCAAAGCGGCAAGCUCGGCACGCGGAGGGCAGCGGUAAUCUACGGGAUACCGCGUAGUACUCUGCGCAACAAGGUCUACAAGCUCGCGAUGGAACGCGAAAGGGAUGCGUCCCUGACUAGCACCCAUUCACACCCUCACGAGCCCGGCGCCCCAGCCACCACCACCACCACCAUCACCACCACCACCACCACCACUACUACUACUACUACAACACCACCAAAUACGACCCAAAACGCCUCCGCGACCACUCCGCCCCCGCAAGUGGACGAGGUGGACGACAAAGAAUUAUCCGGUGCAGAAGAGGAGAAGGAAGUCGAGAAGGCCCUGUUGAAGCCUCUGCUGUCGUUGGAGGAUCUCGUGAGGUUUUCUACACUCGAAGGAACUGGUGGUGAUUCCCUCAGAAACUUGUUGCAACGAGGACAUGAGACAGGAGCCGAAUGGCCGGGAUUGGAACACGCGAACAUCGGUCCCUAUAUUCAAAAGAUGUUGGCUGCCGCUGCACCAUUAGGCAUGGACACGCGAGAUUAUCGCAUACCCGAAGUAAUGAGGAAGCUGAUGAGCGAGGACAAGAGGCUGAACAAGAACGUGAACGGUGAUCAGUCACAGUCGCAUCACCAUCAGCACCAUCCUCUCGGUGCACAUCAGCAGUCACAGUCGCAGCAGCAGCGAGGGCCCAUGACGAACGACGACUUUAAUCCCAACAUCGAGGAAGAAGCCAGCGACAGCGCUCAGGGCAGAGCGAUAUUGAAAAUUCCGUCCUACAAGCCCGCCAGUACGCCGGGCUGUUCCAGCAAGAAUGGCGAGCCGACAUCCGCCGCAUUCGCCCAGAGCUUCGCGGCUGCCGCCUCGAGUCCGGGCCUUCUGGAACGAGCUAGUCCAGCGUUUUCCACUACCAGCAGCCCCACGAAUUCGCUGGUAGGCAAAGCGGUGGCCGUCAAUUUCCGCGACGUCAUCGCCAAGAGCAUCAGCGUCAAGUUCCAAGAGGGUCAAACGCCUAGCGCGGCUGGCAUACCAGCCGGUGUGGUUCCAUCGCAGCAGGCCAUGAUAACAGAUCCGAGUCCGUUCAAGAGGGGUCGGUAUACACCUCCACAGCCGCCACAACAGCAGUCGCCGGCGCAGCAAUCGCAAUCGAAGCAGCAGACGCAAGAGGCGAACAAAUCGAAACCGGGUACUGGCGGCAAGGGCACCAGACCUAAACGCGGAAAAUACAGAAACUACGACAGGGAUAGCCUUGUCGAGGCGGUACGCGCAGUUCAGCGCGGCGAGAUGAGCGUGCAUCGUGCUGGCAGCUUUUACGGAGUUCCGCACUCCACCCUUGAGUACAAAGUCAAGGAGCGGCAUCUCAUGAGGCCGCGCAAGAGGGACCAGAAGCAACCGGACGAUAAGUCGAAGGAGACUGCGACGACGGCAGCGGCGGCAGCAGCGGCCGCGGCGAUGCGGCCGGGCACUGCUGGCGUUGACAAGAAGCCGCAGCUGAAGCCGCAGAAACCGUUCACACCGCCCGGCGGUAUACCCGGUCCGAAUGGACUGAAAAUGCCUCCGUUCAUGGAGGGCAUGCCCCACCUGCCAUUCGGACCCUUCAACUUCUGGAACCCGACGCCCUUCAUGCCCUCCCCCUUUAUGGGUGGCGCGCCGAACGUGCCGAUCCUUCCGGAACAAUAUUUCGCAUCGCAGAGAAUGCGCGGGCUGCAGGAGCAACAACGAAACGCCACGAUGGUACAGCAGCAGCAUCAGCAACGAGACCGAGAUGGAGUUGGCGUAUCCGGAACGGCAGACGCGGCCGGAACUUCGAAUUCUCGAAGCGCUUCGAUUGCGAAGGCGCCGCGCGACAUGGUGGAGAGCAUUUACGAUGGGCCCGGGGCGAACGGCAGUUUCCUGGACAAUCUGAUCAGGUCGAGCCUUGAGACAGGCAUUCCAAGGGACCAGCGGGCGAUAGGGGAGGCGAGAAACCAGCAACAGCAGUCGUCAUCGCAACACCCGGAGACGAUGAGUAGCAAGACCCUGAUCGAUCAGCUAUGCAGAAACUCGAGGAGGACCCCGCUGCCGCGGAUGGCGCAAGACAGUAGCGAGGACGAAAGUUAUCGAGGACCAACGGGCAGGAUGGUGCCAGAGAGACCGGAGCGCGUGCCCACGGUUGACCUUAGCCCUUCACCGUCGGAGAGAGGUCGCACGGAGGACGGCAGCGAUCGGCUGACGUCACCACCGACACCUCUGUCGAUUUCCCGAGCGGGUAGCAGGGACGAGGACAGCACCCGUGACUCGAGGAUCGAUCGCAGCAGCAGAGAGCGCGAGGUUCAUAACGGCGGCCAGGAGGAUCGCGACCGGAAGCAACCUCUGAACCUGCAACAGCAACAGCAGCAGCAACCACAGCUGAAUCACUACCCGGACUUACACAACCUCUACGCCGCGUCAACUGACAAAAAAAGUGCCUGUGAUAGUAAGCUUAUAGUAGAUCAUUCGAGCCAGAAGACUCAGCCGCAGCAACAACAAAAGGAAUAUGCUGCCGUGAGCGGGCUGGUCGUGCAACUGCAGAGGGGCUACAACACCGCGAGCAGCAGAUCCGGCGAGCCGACUAACAGCCAGCAGCCGGCGGCAGCGGCGGAGCAGCGCGGCACCGCGCUCAGCAUGGAGGACUCCGUAGAGUAGACGAAAUUAAUAUAGCAGGCAGAUCGUUGGACCAAGACGAAAUUGACAGAGACGAAAGUCGGAGUAGGAAGGAUCGGAGGCCAGACGAACGCGAGAAAACGGCGACAAAAAGAAAAAUAAAAUGGUACUGUAGUGCGGGCCAGGAUUUCCUAUUUUUCUCGCAUAGUCAAGCGUAGUUGCGGGAAAAUGACGCGAAUAAAUACAGAAAAGAGGAGGAUAGAGCAGCAGAAACGAAAAAGGAUGAUCCACACGUACUCAUCUCAUGACUCUCUUUAAAAGUAACGACUGAAAGACUCUAGGCUGUACAUAAAAUAUAAGGCAUGUAUGUUCGGUGUUUUAAAAAUGCAAAAAUUCCUUAUUAAUGCAAAAAAAAUUAUACCUACGAAAAAAGUAAACCAUAUAGGCAAGGCUACUCUCUCGGUGUUUUUUGGAACUAAACUUAAAAUUUACCCUAUUUAAAGCAAAAAACCGUGAAUAAUGUAACUUUAAAGAAAGCGCGCGUAAACGCGGAAACAAGUUAUUGAGUGUAAACGUUAAGGUCUCCUUAGGGUUAAAAAAAAACAAGCUGAACAG
Molecule: messenger RNA, 5487 nt
Organism: Mycetomoellerius zeteki
Lineage: Eukaryota; Metazoa; Arthropoda; Insecta; Hymenoptera; Formicidae
Gene: Eip93F
Product: Ecdysone-induced protein 93F
Exons: 10
Coding region: 574-4914 (1446 amino acids)
Biological process (GO): regulation of transcription by RNA polymerase II
Cellular component (GO): nucleus
Molecular function (GO): DNA binding
Source: RefSeq, a predicted model, not a curated record